Chelmon rostratus (copperband butterflyfish) is the source of this 3189-nucleotide messenger RNA. RefSeq names its product tricarboxylate transport protein B, mitochondrial. The transcript is spliced from 9 exons. The record is from RefSeq and is a predicted model, not a curated record. Bases 400 to 1353 code for a protein of 317 amino acids. NCBI's taxonomy places the organism in Eukaryota, Metazoa, Chordata, Actinopteri, Chaetodontiformes, Chaetodontidae. Gene Ontology annotation, biological process: mitochondrial citrate transmembrane transport.
GCUCCGCGGCUCCCUCGCGUCACGGAGAAGCAGCCAAGUCCACGCGGCAGCAGGACACGGACGCAGCUCUCCGUCCGCCCCUCCUUGCUUCCGGUUUGCUUAGCUCUCUUGCGCACUACUGUCGUGAUACAGCGUUGCCAUGGUUACAAAUAACAGAUAUUAGAUUCAGAACAACCUCAACUUCCUUGACAGUCCCGGUGUCCGCCCGCUGUCAACAGAGAUACCUGCCGGAGUGUCUCCGGACGCAUCUGAGACCACCUGAGUCCAGGAGAGCGCACCAGGCAGGAGCCGUCCAAGUGUUGCGCGCUCCGGUCUACUUGGGGAAAAAAUUGCGAGCUACCUACUUGAAGAUAAACCUCUUUGGACUUUGUAGAUUUUACUGUCCGUUUCCCGGUAAUCAUGCAGGAUAAAGGCACAUUUAUCAGCCCUUUCCCCAGACCGCGGUGUCUGGCGGCCGCGGCGCCGGCGGGGAAAGCGAAAUUAACUCACCCGGGAAAGGCGAUCCUGGCAGGUGGAAUUGCAGGUGGCAUAGAGAUCUGCAUCACCUUCCCCACAGAGUAUGUCAAGACCCAGCUCCAACUGGAUGAACGGGCCAAUCCACCCAAAUACAGAGGAAUAGGUGACUGUGUGAAACAGACGGUUCAGGGUCACGGUGUUAAAGGGCUGUACAGAGGCCUGAGCUCGCUGCUGUACGGAUCCAUACCCAAAUCUGCCGUCAGGUUUGGGGUGUUUGAGUUCCUCAGCAACCGUGCAAAGGAUGAGUCGGGCCGUCUGGACAGCACCAGAGGCCUGCUGUGCGGGCUCGGAGCCGGAGUGAUGGAGGCCGUUUUGGUGGUCUGUCCCAUGGAAACUGUCAAGGUUAAAUUCAUUCAUGACCAGACUUCAGCCUAUCCCAAGUACAAGGGCUUCUUCCACGGAAUCAGAGAGAUCAUCAGGGCGCAAGGACUGAGAGGGACAUACCAGGGUCUCACUGCCACCGUCCUUAAACAAGGCUCCAACCAAGCUAUUCGAUUCUUUGUGAUGACCUCUCUCAAGAACUGGUACAAAGGCGAUAACCCCAACAAAGCUAUCAAUCCCUUGCUGACUGGACUCUUUGGAGCCAUAGCUGGAGCAGCCAGUGUCUUUGGAAACACCCCACUAGAUGUCAUCAAGACAAGGAUGCAGGGUCUGGAAGCACAUAAAUAUAAAAGCACGGUGGACUGUGCUGUAAAGAUCCUGAGACAUGAGGGCUUGGCAGCUUUCUACAAAGGGACAGUUCCUCGGCUGGGCCGGGUGUGUCUGGAUGUGGCCAUAGUUUUCAUCAUCUAUGAGGAGGUGGUGAAGGUCCUGAAUGUGGUCUGGAAGACGGACUGAGCUGCUGGACGUACAGAGAGGGCGACAGCUUCCUGCGUCCCAGCCUUCAGGCACAGAUCCGAGUUUCGCAGACCUCUUCUGUAUCCUAAAACCAGCUGCCGAGGGGGUGAGACAGAGAGCUGAACUCAGAUCAGUGCCUUGUGCUAAGAGAGGCUCAGUGUCGCCCACAUCUGAACAGCUGGAGUGUAUGCAGAGCUUUGCUGCUCAGCACCAAGACACCUGACAAAACCAAGGGUCAGUGUCACGAAGUCAGAUUAUAAAGUUAACCAAAUAAUUGUGAAAAAAGGUGCAUUGUUCCGGAGAUGCGUCAUCAGUUCCUAAAUGGGAAGCAAAAUGACUGCUUAUAAACAACAUUUUUGGAGAACUUUCAGCCCUUUUCUCACGUUAUCUGGUUCACUUUUUGUGUAAACCUGCUUUGUAAAAUGAGCAUCAUUCACUGCUCUUUGCUGUGAGCAUGCAGGCGUCAAACUGGAUUUUCCUCUGUUAGCGCUGCUCUCUGUCUCUUCUUGUGCCUAACAUGGCUUUAAAUUCAGAGGAGCCAGACUGCAGCUGGUUGCAGUUUACAGUCACAUAAACUGCAGCAACAUCCGUAACUAGGCCUUUAACAGAAUGAUUUUACAUCUUUAAUAUAUUAUUUUUAUACAGUGUAGUUACUAGUUGAGUUCAUUACCAGCAUUAUAUUUUCCUGUGAAGUAAGAUUUUAUUGUUGUGCCAAAUGCCAAACCUGUUAUACUAUGAAAGUGUGUUCAAUGGAAGAACAGGCAAAAGUAGCUUAAUUAUCUUAACAAGACAAGAGCAAAUAUUAUGACUUAUAUCGUGACUUUAUAAAUGUAUUUAUUGAAAGUUGAAUGUUGAAUAUGUAGCUGGUUUAGAGGCUUUUUGCUGUUAACUUGUGCCACCUGCGUCAAGUUUUUUCUGUAACCUGGUCUGAGUGUAAAGAUGUUAGGAAAAUAUUAUAUUGCUGUAUUUCACUGUGAGUUUAAAUGACCCAGCGACACUGAGUCGUACAGACCAAGUAACCUCAGACCUCUUUUACCCCGUCACUGGAAGCACUACUGCUCAUCAGGUCAUAUCCUAACACCAGGCUUCCACCACUGGAUGGUCAUCUGUCUUCUGUUUAUUUGUACGCAGUUUACAGUCUCUGCUCCCCACACCUGGGGCUUCCAGCCUGAGGGUGAGGAGGGUCACAGCACGAAUUAUGGGGGUUGUGAUGUCAUUAAAUGAAAAAUAUUCUUCCACUUUACACAUUUUGCUUCAGCUUUUCAGGAAACCGCUCUUGGGUCGAGACAUUAAAAUGUGUAGGGGGGUUGCAUAUAAACACUCCCUCAUUUACUGUAAAGGAAUCGUCCACCAAAAAUCACCAUGUUUCAUUCAGGGUUAGUUGUUACUCCUCACUCAUGUGCCUUUUACUGCUGAGUCUGUUGGUACUUGAGAAAUAUCCUCAUCUGUUAUCGACCUCUUAAGCUCUUUAAUCACCUUACCGGCAAUUUGAGAUUUCUGUGGUCCAGUCAUACUGUUUUCUAAUAAAUAAGAGAUUACAAGAACUGCCUGUGUCAUCAGCAGUGAUGUGAAACAGUCAUAAAUUAUAUGUAUUACUAUAAGUAUAUAAUUCUGUCAAAACACAGAUACAGGAUCAUAUUUCACCUAUUUAUGAAAUAAUGUUGAGCUUUUUUUAUUUUUCUGUUUGUCCAAACAAAAUGUUCCUUACUGCCAAAUAGCCAAGAGAAAAUGUUAUUGUCAUACAAAUCAAUGUAUUCCGAGGCUUUGUGUGUAGGUUCGUCAUGAUGGAGCUUGUGCAAUAAACACCGUGCCCUCCUUUUGUCUGUGCUUAAUGUU